Messenger RNA from Fukomys damarensis (Damara mole-rat), 2137 nucleotides. It is a transcript of the gene Sec22c, whose product is annotated as SEC22 homolog C, vesicle trafficking protein. Gene Ontology annotation, biological process: endoplasmic reticulum to Golgi vesicle-mediated transport. The record is from RefSeq and is a predicted model, not a curated record. The transcript has 8 exons. Lineage: Eukaryota; Metazoa; Chordata; Mammalia; Rodentia; Bathyergidae. The coding region runs from base 168 to 1262 and encodes 364 amino acids.
GACCCCCGGUGGGGAUCGAGCCGAGGCCCGACAGGGUCGUGUUAGUCCGCCGGACCCCAGGACUUGGGGAACUGGGUGCACAGACCUCGGAGCCGCGCAGGAGCAAUCCCGGGGCGAGAGCGGUGGGCGAGGUUUGUGAGGUAUCCCCAUGCCUCCGCCCGAGGACCAUGUCCAUGAUCUUCUUCGCUAGCGUGGUACGGGUGAGGGACGGACUGCCCCUCUCAGCCUCCACCGACUUCUACUACGCCCCGGACUUCCUGGAGUGCAGGCGGCGCCUCAAGGCCCUGGCUGUGCAGCUCGCCCGGCACCCGGGCCGCGGCUCUGCAGAGAGCCGGGACUUCUGCAUACACUUCUCUUCUGCAGGGAAUGUGGCCUGCAUGGCCAUCUGCUCCCGCCGGUGCCCAGCAGCCAUGGCCUUUUGCUUCCUGGAGACCCUGUGGUGGGAAUUCACAGCAUCCUUCGACAACACUCGCGUCGGCCUCGCCUCCAGGCCCUACGCCUUCCUCGAGUUCGGCAGGCUGCGGUGCAGCGUCCUGCGCUGCGUUCCUCUCCCCACAUCCGUCUGCGUUGCCUUCCUCCAGCGCGGUGUGGGGACCUGGCAGGAGGCCGUUUGGAGCCGAGUCUCCUCAUGGCCGGAGCAGCACGAGGCAAAGCACACUGGGGCUGGCAUCGGGCGUGAUUCUGCUUUGGCCAUGUACAGCACCAUUCAGAAAAUGAAGUGGCAUUUUAACCACGGGAGCGCCUCGCAGAUGGAGAGCAGCGUGGCGAAGGUUCAGGAGGAGCUCGGCUUCCAGCCCCCGGUGGUUCUCUCCCUGGAGGACGCAGACGCAGCCCACAGCCUGGCGAACGGGCAUGCACCCGUGCACACCGAGCCCGCUCCCCGUUUCCGCAUGGAGCCCGUGACCACCCUGGGUGUCCUGUCCCUUGUCCUCAACAUCAUGUGCGCCGCUCUCAACCUCAUCCGCGGAGUUCACCUGGCAGAGCGCUCAUUACAGGUUGCCCAGGAGGAAAUUGGGAACAUCCUGGCUUUUCUCGUUCCUUUUGUAGCCUGCAUUUUCCAGUGCUACCUGUACCUGUUCUACAGCCCGGCCCGCACGGCGAAGGUGCUCCUGAUGCUGCUUUCCAUCUGCCUGGGCAACGUGUACCUGCAUGGGCUGCGCAGCCUGUGGCAGAUCCUCUUCCACGUCGGGGUGGCGUUUCUGUCCUCACACCAGACCCUCACGCGGCAGCUGCAGGAGAAGCAGUCGGACUGUGGUGUGUGAGGGUGCCCACGGCGCUGGCCCUGCCCGGAGGGUCGGUCCCCGCCUCCUUUCCUGCUCUACUCAGCCCACUCCCCGCCAGAACUUGGGUCCUGGCACCCAGUGAGUGGUGCUGAGCAUGCCAGCCUGGUCCGCCUAGGGCACGUUCGGGAGGGUGCCCGCCUGGACAGCGGCGCAGGCUGGGUCUGCUGAGUUAGGCAACUGUCCUGCACCGCUCCAGAAGCCGCUCUGAAACCAGAUCCGCUCCACAGCCCACGUAGGACUCAGCAUUUUUCUUUUGAGGAGAGGGUCAGACAGGGUGAAUUGAAAACCUAGGUAGAGUUCAUAAAUACAAGCUAGAUAAAUCUUGUUUAUAUUUUUGAGAACUUAGGUCUGCUAUACCUUUGGAAUAUUUAUAUUUUGGAUAUAAAUUGAACUUCAGCAGGAUGAGAACAAAUUUAAGCUGAGAGAAUGGCAGAGAAGCCUGAGCUCAUUUAAUUUUGAAAGGGUAUGUAACCCUGUAAGGGGGUCUGUGAGGGCAUUACUUGUGCUUACUUGCCAGGUGGUAUUGGGAGUUUUUAAUCGGUUGAGCAGCCAGCGCUGAUGCCCAGUCAGCCUGGAGGCCCAUGCAGGGACAGGACUCUGGGCGCCCGACACCGGCCACAGAUGCAGGAGACCAGGGGAGGGGACCUUGUGCCGUGUCCCAUACCUGCUCAGAGAGCUCUCUUGUUUUGGUAGUGAUGAGUACGUGACCCUGUGCACCUCUGCCCAGAGGGCCGCUCGAGGUAAUUCUCCUCUUCCUUUCUCGAGAGUCUCGUUUUUAAUGGGCCUCAUUUUUAAUGAACAAAAAGCCAGGAUGUAGCUGGGCAUGGUGGUGUAUGCCUGUCAUCUUGCACCGU